This is a messenger RNA of Dictyostelium purpureum, 156 nucleotides long. RefSeq lists its product as uncharacterized. The record is from RefSeq and is a predicted model, not a curated record. Bases 1 to 156 code for a protein of 51 amino acids. NCBI's taxonomy places the organism in Eukaryota, Evosea, Eumycetozoa, Dictyosteliales, Dictyosteliaceae. The transcript has a single exon.
AUGGCUUUCACUCCAAACUCAAUGGACCAAAGUAGAAAAUAUCAUGUCUUUGAUGAUAGUUAUUAUGAGAAAGAAAUCAAAUCCUUGGAUAUAUUUAACUCUUAUGCCGAAAAUAAUAUCAAUUUAUUUUUGAUCAUUUUAAUCAUAUUAAUUUAA